Molecule: messenger RNA, 1299 nt
Organism: Penicillium soppii
Lineage: Eukaryota; Fungi; Ascomycota; Eurotiomycetes; Eurotiales; Aspergillaceae
Product: putative MFS transporter
Exons: 6
Coding region: 1-1299 (432 amino acids)
Biological process (GO): transmembrane transport
Cellular component (GO): membrane
Molecular function (GO): transmembrane transporter activity
Source: RefSeq, a predicted model, not a curated record
AUGAGUACGCAAAUGCAAACAGAAACGAUCACACUGCACACAAGAGCUUCAGCCGAAAUCCCUGAAAAUGAAACACCCCAAGACUCAAGACCCCCCGAAAUAAAAUGGAUGUAUCCGAAAAUUCUCAGCGCGGGAGUAUCUUUCUUCGUCGCCGGGGUCAAUGACGGAAGUCUCGGCUCCAUCAUUCCCUACGUGAUACGCACCUAUGGCAUCGGCACGAACAUGGUAGCCGUGUUAUACGGCACAACCUUCGGCGGCUGGUUCAUCGCCGCCCUGACCAACAGCACAAUAACCAAAUACCUGGACCUAGGCCCGAUUCUGUGCCUCGGCGCCGCCAUCCAAAUCCUGGCCCAUGUCCUCCGAGUAUGGGAGCCUCCGUUUGCCCUAUACGCGGUGACGUUCUUUCUCGCUAGCCUUGGUCAAGCCUAUAAUGAUACCCAUGCCAAUACGUUUGUGUCGUCGUUGAAUGACGCACAUCGCUAUCUUGGUUUUAUUCACGCUAUGUAUUCGGCUGGGUGCCUGGUUGGCCCAUUUGUCGCAACGGGCAUUGCGUCGGCGAAUGUCGACUCCAAGUGGUAUCUGUUUUACCUUUUCCCCCUUGGUGUGGGAGUCGCGAAUCUUACGCUUCUGGGUAUCUCUUUCCGUGAUAAUAUGGCUGCACCGGCUGCUCUGAAGAAUAGUCGGAUGGAGCAGGAUUCCUCGAAGUCUGCUUGGAAGGAGAUCAAGGAUACACUGUCUACGCCUGGUGUGUGGUUGGUUAGCUUGUACUUCUUCUUCUUCCUCGGAGCUACAAUCACUGCUGGUGGCUGGAUGGUCGAGUACCUCGUCAAUGUACGAGAUGGCGAUGUUACGGAGAUGGGAUAUGUUCCAGCAGGCUUCUAUGGGGGUGGAUUCUUGGGACGUCUUAUCCUCGUUGAACCUACACAUAGGCUAGGUGAGCGGCGGAUGAUCUUUGUCUACGCUGUGCUUUGCGUAGGAUUGCAAUUGGUAUUCUGGCUUGUCCCAAAUAUCAUUACGGAAGCAGUGGCAGUCAGUCUACUGGGCUUCUUCUCGGGUCCGUUUUUCGCAACAGGCAUCUCAGUGGGUACAAAGAUUUUCUCUCCAGAAAUCCGCUCUUCAGCAAUUGCAUUUGUGUUUGUCCUUGGUCAAAUUGGCGGCUCCGUUUUUCCGGCUUUAACCGGUAUCAUUGCCGGAAAGGUGGGUGUUCAGGUGCUGCAGCCCAUGCUGGUUGGGCUGUUCAGCGCUGCUGGUUUGAGCUGGUUGAUUUUGCCUAAGGACGCGGUCUUGCAUCAGGAUUAG